Messenger RNA from Sarcophilus harrisii (Tasmanian devil), 1715 nucleotides. RefSeq names its product dipeptidase 1 (gene DPEP1). Lineage: Eukaryota; Metazoa; Chordata; Mammalia; Dasyuromorphia; Dasyuridae. The transcript has 12 exons. Gene Ontology annotation, molecular function: metallodipeptidase activity. The record is from RefSeq and is a predicted model, not a curated record. Gene Ontology annotation, biological process: proteolysis. The coding region runs from base 212 to 1435 and encodes 407 amino acids.
CUUGAUACUCAAGUAUUCACUUAGAGGCACAGCGUCGGGCUUGAGUCAAUUCUGCAGCAGCUUCCCCAAGCUCACAGUCAGGGAUCUUCAGGAAAGCUGAGCAGGGUCCUGUCCAAGGUAACAAGGGAAAGAUAAGCCCAGGGCAGCAGAGAAGCAACUUGGCAAGUUUCGAGAGCUUCCAGCCAGUCUCUAGAAGAGAAAUUACAACACAAUGUGGAUUUGGUGGUUUUGGUCUUGCCUGGCACUCUGCACAGCAGACGAAUACAGGGACCAAGCAGUGAGAAUCAUGAGUGAGGUGCCCUUAAUCGAUGGACACAAUGAUCUCCCGUGGCAAAUACUGACUAAAUUCCAAGGGAAGCUGCAGGAUCAGAAAGCCAACCUGACCUACUUGGAGGGGACACACACCAAUAUUCCGAAGCUGAAGAAGGGCUUCGUGGGUGGCCAGUUCUGGUCGGCUUACGUGCCCUGUGAUACCCAGAACAAAGAUGCAGUGAAGAAAACCCUAGAGCAAAUAGACCUCAUUCACAGAAUGUGCCAGAUGUACCCCGAGACCUUCAUGUAUGCCACCAGAAGUUCAGAUAUAAGGCAGGCCUUCACCCAGAAGAAAGUGGCCAGCCUGAUCGGUGUGGAGGGCGGCCACUCCAUUGACAGCAGUCUGGGUGUCCUCCGGACAAUGUACUCCCUGGGCAUGCGGUAUAUGACACUUACCCACAGCUGUAACACACCCUGGGCUGACAACUGGCUGGUGGAUAAAGGAAAUGACAAAGCCCAGAGCAAUGGCCUGUCACUGUUUGGAAAAGAGGUGGUGAAGGAAAUGAACCGCUUGGGCGUGAUGAUUGACCUGUCCCACGUGUCCGAGGCCACCAUGAAGGCUGUGCUGAACCUGUCCCAGGCUCCCGUGAUCUUUAGCCACUCCUCUGCCUAUCGCUUGUGUGCCCAUAAACGCAAUGUGCCAGAUAACAUCCUCCAGAUGGUGAACAAGACCAGAAGUCUGGUGAUGGUGAAUUUCUACAAUGAUUAUGUUUCCUGCAAGAAAGAUGCUAAUCUGUCUCAAGUAGCAGAUCAUCUGGAUUACAUCAAGAAUACUGCUGGUCCGGGAGCUGUGGGCUUUGGUGGGGACUACGACGGUGUUGAAAAUGUCCCCACAGGGCUAGAAGAUGUCUCCACCUACCCAGACCUGAUAGCUGAACUUCUCAGGAGGAAAUGGACUGUAACGGAAGUGAAAGAUGCCUUGGCCUAUAAUCUGCUAAGAGUCUUUGAAGAGGUAGAGAAGGUUAGUAACCACAGUGCCCUGCCUAAUGAGAACCGCAUCACAUAUACUGAGCUGGAAGGUAAUUGCAAGACCCACUUUGGCUUUCCGGACCACAGCCACCAGCACCUGCCUGGAGUCUUACCUGCGGUUCUCACUUUUCUACUUUCCCUCUGGCUGCUAUGAUCCUGUUCACCCCACUGCCAGCCUUGAUUCACAGGCUGUCAAGCAGGAGCCAAGAUAACCGCAGGGCUGGAUCUAGCCCAAGACCUCAAAGAGAGGCCAAAUCUAUCUUCAAACCAAGUAUCUCCUGAUUUGUCUGUUUUCUGAAAGGAGGAUGGUUCCAUUUGUGAUUAAGGCAUCAACAUGCUCUUUCCCCAGAUCCUUCAAAUAUACCAAAGGGAAGAAUCUAACCUAUGAGAGACAUUUGGUGAGUCUAAUCCAGGUCUAGAAACACAUACACACA